Molecule: messenger RNA, 1807 nt
Organism: Capsicum annuum
Lineage: Eukaryota; Viridiplantae; Streptophyta; Magnoliopsida; Solanales; Solanaceae
Exons: 3
Coding region: 331-990 (219 amino acids)
Source: RefSeq, a predicted model, not a curated record
UAAUUCCCACAGAAACACCCGCGUGCAUCUAGGCUUACUUGUCGCCUUCACUCUCUCUCUCUCUCUCUCUCUCUCAUAUAAUUCAAUUUGAAUGUCAAGCUCUGGCAAUGGCACUCGUCAUUUAUUUAUUAAUAUAUAUAGUGAUUGAUAUACGUGCACUCCUCUUAAUUGAAUCUCCACAAUUUUUGAAUCACACUAUCCACUCUCUAUGGAUCUAUCUGCCUUGUCUUCAAUCCUAAAGAUGAUAACCUGUUGAAAGAUAAAUCUGGGUGCUGGCUUAUGUUCUCGAAUUUAUUAUAGAGAUAUUUAAGUUUGCCGAGUAGAGUUGUCAUGGAUCGUACACCCUUUGAUUUUGUGGUUGAUGUUGAGAUGUGCAAGAGAAUGAGUGAAGCACCAGCAAGUCCUGAUCCUUUUUCUGCUGAUAAACUAGGCAAGAGAGUUUUCUACAGUACCUGUGACGAUGAACAACUUAUUGAAGUUGAAAAUGGGCUCUGUUUGAUCAAGGAUGAGCAUGAGCAUGAGCUUUCUACAGUACCUGUGACGACUGCAAAUCGCAUAGACAAGAAAAAAGUGAAAGAUAAGCGUAAAUCCACCAGUGCUAAAAAACCUCCCAGACCUCCAAGAGGAUUAUCCUUGGAUGCUGCUGACCAGAAGCUUAUCAAAGAGAUCGCCGAACUCGCAAUGAUCAAGCGUGCGCGAAUUGAGCGAAUCAAGGCUUUGAAGAAAAUGAAAGCAGCAAAAGCAUCUUCUACUUCACCAUCAUCCAUGGGCAGUGUCCUUGCCUUUCUCUUUUCUGUCCUCUUCUUUCUCAUCCUGUGUUUUCAAGGGAUGUCCUCUGGAAGUUCAGCUGUGAGUUCCCAUGAUUCCCCUGAACCAAGCGGAUCAAGGUCGAAUAGCUUCAUUAUUCAACAAUACUACACCAAUCUAUCUGGCAGAACUGCUGCUAAAAGUGCUGGAUAUCCCAAGUGUAUACUAUUUUUUUUUUUUUAAUCUAUAAUAUGCUGGGAAUAUUGUGCUACAUUUUUGAUACGUUGAUGAUGAUUGUACUGUGCUAAGUUUUCUCGAUUUGUAUUUUGCAGUUUAGUUGAGCAGGUUUUUGGUUCGGAUCCUAGGGACGGCCCUAAAAGAGUCACGACUUGAGGUAUAGUGUGAUUGGGGUGAAUUCUAGAAUAUGCAAAUAUGAAUAGGAACUGCCAACAUGUCUACGAUUUGCGCAAGCUCUGAGGAAACUGUGAGUCCCUUGACGAAACAUAAGACCUGCGACAUUUGUAUACCUUGUACAGUGAUAUAUGGUGUUUGGUGAGAGAGUAAUUGCUUCUGCAACAUGCUAGGAUGUCUGUGAAAUCGCUAAUCAAGAAGCUUGCCUCGCAUCGAGUGUGUCAGUUUUCUUGGUAAAUUACGUUUUUAACAAAAUAAUGACUGGUUUGUAGCCUAUACGUAGGAUAAGAGAGUUCACUGAAGAGUCAGAGUUUUGCAAGGUUUUUUCUCUUGAGUGGAGAGAAGAGGAGGAAAAGGACCCUUUAAGCCCUUUAAGCGCUACCACAGCCUUGACAUUAUGCAGAGUGGCUAAGAUUGGUGGUCAAAUUGCUGUCUUUUCUUGUCAGAUGGAAUUUGUUAUUCGGUAUUGCCGGUUAAUGAGUUAAUGUAGUGCCACGAUGUUGUUGAUGCUGUGAUAAUUUUUUUUUAAUUAUGUGUUCGUAUUUGACUUCUAUGUGACAGUACACAGCAUUGGAGUUUCUUUUAGGUGCAGAAGUGUUUACUGGAGUUCCAUCAGUUUGCCUAUUUAAUAUACACAUUUGCUGAGUUA